AUGGACUCCAAGGCCCAAGAUGGCGGAUGCCAGACCUCCCAGACCUACAUCAUGGCUUUUCCUCAGCUUCUGAAGAGGAAGACGAGCUCCUACUUCAGCUGGGGGGCAACCAAGCUCUGUCACUUAAAAGCCUUCUUUGCUUCAGAGAUAGACACACUGAAGAAAGACCUCAGCUCACUGUCUGGCUGCAUUCAAGCCACAGAAG
Pelobates cultripes (western spadefoot toad) is the source of this 205-nucleotide messenger RNA. Lineage: Eukaryota; Metazoa; Chordata; Amphibia; Anura; Pelobatidae. The record is from the annotation of a GenBank genome assembly.